AUGUCAAGGAAUCUCUUGCGCCAGUCCGGCCGCGUUGCCGGUGCUAUCUCGGCUUCUGGCAGAAUAGCUGCGUCUCGCGUUGUCACCCCUGCGCCCUUCAAUGCGGCAUCAAAACAAGUCCGAUCCUAUGCCGCCGAUGCCAAAGCUUCCCCUACCGAAGUCUCAUCCAUCCUCGAGCAAAGAAUUCGUGGUGUCCAAGAAGAGGCUGGCCUCGCUGAAACUGGUCGUGUUCUGUCCGUUGGUGACGGUAUUGCUCGUGUCCAUGGUUUGAGCAAUGUACAGGCCGAGGAGUUGGUCGAAUUCGCCUCCGGUGUCAAGGGCAUGUGCAUGAACUUGGAAGCUGGCCAGGUCGGUGUCGUGCUUUUCGGUUCUGAUCGUCUUGUCAAGGAAGGUGAAAGCGUUAAGCGUACCGGACAGAUCGUCGAUGUCCCUGUCGGCGAGGCUAUGCUUGGCCGUGUCGUUAAUGCCCUUGGUGACCCAAUCGACGGAAAGGGCCCCAUCAAGACCACACAACGAUCUCGAGCUCAGUUGAAGGCCCCUGGCAUUCUUCCCCGACGAUCCGUCAACCAGCCUGUACAGACUGGUCUCAAAUCCGUCGACGCAAUGGUGCCGAUCGGACGUGGUCAACGUGAGUUGAUUAUUGGCGAUCGUCAAACUGGAAAGACCGCUGUUGCUCUUGAUGCCAUUCUAAACCAGAAGAGAUGGAACAAUGGCAACGAUGAGACCAAGAAACUCUACUGUGUUUAUGUUGCUGUUGGUCAGAAGCGGUCCACCGUUGCCCAAUUCGUCAAGACUCUCGAGGAGAACGACGCCAUGAAGUACUCCAUCGUCGUUGCUGCCACCGCCUCCGAAGCCGCCCCUCUCCAGUAUAUUGCUCCCUUCACCGGUUGUGCCAUCGGUGAAUACUUCCGCGACAAUGGAAAGCAUGCUCUGAUCAUCUACGAUGAUUUGACCAAGCAGGCUGUUGCUUACCGUCAAAUGUCACUCUUGCUUCGUCGUCCUCCUGGACGUGAAGCCUAUCCUGGUGACGUUUUCUAUCUCCACUCUCGACUUUUGGAGCGUGCCGCCAAGCUUAACGACAAGCAUGGUGGUGGUUCUCUGACCGCUCUGCCCGUCAUUGAGACCCAGGGUGGUGAUGUGUCCGCUUACAUUCCUACCAAUGUCAUUUCUAUCACGGACGGUCAGAUUUUCUUGGAAUCCGAAUUGUUCUACAAGGGUGUGCGACCCGCCAUCAACGUCGGUCUUUCUGUGUCCCGUGUCGGCUCCGCUGCCCAGCUUAAGGCCAUGAAACAAGUCGCUGGUUCUUUGAAACUCUUCUUGGCUCAAUACCGAGAAGUGGCUGCCUUCGCCCAAUUCGGUUCUGAUCUUGAUGCCGCCACCAAGCAAACUUUGAGCCGUGGUGAACGUCUUACCGAGCUUCUGAAGCAAAAGCAAUACUCUCCCAUGGCUGUUAACGAAAUGGUUCCUCUCAUCUAUGCUGGUGUCAACGGUCACCUUGACAGCGUCCCCGUUGCCAAGAUCCUGCAAUGGGAGUCUGACUUCCUUGCCCACCUAAAGAGCGACCAACAAGAUCUGCUCCAAACAAUUGACAAGGAGGGACAACUGAGCAAGGAUCUUGAGUCUCGAUUGAAGGAGGUUGUCGUCAACUUCACCAAGAGCUUCACAUAG
This is a messenger RNA of Exophiala aquamarina CBS 119918, 1668 nucleotides long. RefSeq names its product ATP synthase subunit alpha, mitochondrial. Gene Ontology annotation, biological process: proton motive force-driven ATP synthesis; proton transmembrane transport. The record is from RefSeq and is a predicted model, not a curated record. Gene Ontology annotation, molecular function: ATP binding; proton-transporting ATP synthase activity, rotational mechanism; ADP binding. The coding region runs from base 1 to 1668 and encodes 555 amino acids. The transcript is spliced from 3 exons. NCBI's taxonomy places the organism in Eukaryota, Fungi, Ascomycota, Eurotiomycetes, Chaetothyriales, Herpotrichiellaceae.